UACAGGAGAAGAAUUCAACGCAGCCAGUGGUAUGUCGCAAACUGUUGGAAAGAUUUUGUGAAUGAAUUUAUUGCUGAUCAGAUUGUGCCACAUAAUUCAUAGCUGAUCAAACUGUACUUGUUGUUUCCGCACCUUGGAACAUAGUGGAAGUGCGCCGUGAAAUGAUUAUCCGAUUAGCGAUUGAUUGGAUUUUAUCUGGAACCGAUUGGUAGUGGUGAUUUAAUGUGAGAGGCCGGAAGGCGUGUAUGUGAGUUUAAAGUGAAGCUAAACUUUCUCUGUGGAUUCGACAUUACUAAUUAAAUGAUAAAAUAAGUUCAAUUCUACGCAUUUUUUUUCGUGGAAGGUUACGUGAAGUAGGAAAACGAACCGAACGUUGUGUUAAUACGUGAGUGAGAAAAGUGUAAUUUGGAUUUUCAACACGCAGACGAAAAAGUAAUCAUCCAAUUCCUUCUGCAGUGUCUGUGCAGUGUAAAAAAGAAGAAAAAAACAAUAUAGGAAAGCAAAAGAAGCAGUGGGUUGGAGUAGAUUCAAAGUUGAACACCUUUCAGAUGGCUACGACGACGUAAACAUUGCAUGAAUAAUUGCGUUAAAUUUGGUAAUGGUUUUCUUUAACCCGCGAUAUCCCACUGCAAAUAACCUGGACAACACAAACACGCAAGGCAGGCGCCGGCAGUUCUCUAUCGGUGCGGUCAUGGGCUAAUAAGUGAAUCGACAUAUUUGCUCGAACAUUUUUCAUCGAGAGUAAGAAAAUAAACAUUUUCCUUCUCGUUUUACUCUCCUGAGCCUGCCAUGCCGGACACAAGAAUAUCAAGUUAGAAAAACGCACCAAACUAGCGCAAGGAAGUAGUGCCAGAGUCGUGGCUUCCGGACUUAGACGGCCGGGGGACUCGCAGAGCUCUCCAUCGGUUGCUUGCCGCCUAUUCAAACCAAUUAGAACUGAAAAAUGGCACAUUUCAAACCAGGUCGGACCCGAAUCGACACUGGUGUGAAUCGUCACUCAUCGGCAUCAUCGCAGCAAGCAACAGUAGUCAGCGGAACUAGCCAAGUGGAUGAAAAUCAUCAGAAGCAGGUACGGCUCCUCCUGGCACUGGUGGUAGUGAAAUAAGUGUUGAAGGAAACACACCGAAAGCGGUUGUUAUAUUUUCUUCAGGGUUCUGCUUGUGCUCUUGCUGUAGGUUCCCUUCGAGUGAUUUCCUUAUUUCGCAAUUGUGCUUGGUGUGGCACUCUUUGUAGUCAAUUCGUGAAAAUAUAAGCAUCGUAAAUGUGAAUGUGGAAGAAUACAGCUGAGCAAAGCGAGUUGAUAGUUAUGAGUGAGCAUGAAUAUAUAUUGAAGGAAAUAAAGUGUAAGCCGAAAGUGUAGCGCAAAGGAAAGGUGAAACAAAACAACAGCAAAAAAGCAAUUAACCGAAGUGCAUGUAGAAAACAGAAGAAAGAAGAUUGUGCAAGUAUUUCCCGCAAAGCGGAAAGUGCCGUAAGGAAGAAGACGAAGUUAAGUGUUCAAAGUGAGUGAGCGAUCUAUUUGACGGCGAACGAGCAAAACAGAUAUCGCGAAAAAUGUCUUUCCUAAACAACCUUAAAAAGGUCUUCCACCUUGGUGGUGGAGAGGCCAAAAAGAAACGCAUCUUCAACAACAUCCGGAUGGACACAGAUCCGAAUGAUUUCUGGGAUAUGAUAGGCGAACUGGGAGAUGGAGCGUUUGGGAAGGUGUACAAGGCCAUCAACAAGGAAACUAAACAGCUGGCUGCGGCCAAAAUGUGCACCCUCGAGGACGAGGAAAACUUGAGCGAUCAUAUGGUGGAAAUUGAUAUUCUGUCGGAAAUCAAGCACCCAAACAUCGUGGAGUUGUACGAGGCCUUCUCGAUCGAUGAUAAGUUGUGGAUGCUUAUCGAGUAUUGUGAUGGUGGUGCCUUAGAUAGUAUUAUGGUGGAGUUGGAGAAACCUUUGACUGAGCCCCAGAUUGCUUACGUUUGCAAGCACAUGGUUGCCGGUUUGUUUCACUUACACAAGAACAAGGUGAUACACCGUGAUUUGAAAGCCGGCAAUGUGUUGCUAACGAUGGACGGUGGCGUUAAGCUGGCGGAUUUCGGUGUUUCUGCGAAAAAUAAGCACACACUGCAGAAACAUGAUACCUUUAUCGGCACACCGUACUGGAUGGCCCCGGAGCUGGUGCUGUGUGAAACGUUUCGCGACAACCCGUAUGAUUUCAAGGUGGACAUUUGGUCUCUCGGUAUCACGUUGAUCGAGUUCGCCCAGAUGGAACCACCCAACAGUGAGAUGUCGCCCAUGCGAGUGUUGCUCAAAAUCCAGAAAAGUGAUCCACCGAAACUGGACCAACCAUCCAAGUGGUCUAAGAGUUUUAACGAAUUUCUCGCGAAGGCGUUAGUAAAGGAUCCCCAGCAGAGGCCUUCUACAGAUGUCUUAAUGGGUCUAUCAUUCAUCAGUGGGAAUCUAGAUUCAAAGCCGAUCAAGGAUCUAUUGCUGGAGUACAAGGCAGAUGUGGUCGAAGAAGAGUUGGUGGAUGAAGAGGCGGAGAAAGCUAAAAGACAGGCGAAGCGUAGAUCGCUUUAUCAGAGGGAACACCGCAGUUCUGCGCUCCCACUCGACUUGGACGAUGACUCAUCAUCGCUGCAAAGUCAAGAAACCUAUAAACUUCCAGAUACUCCCACGUCCUUAUCGAAAUCUUCCAGAGAUUCAAAAGAAUCGACACCUGUUCCUGCUGAAGAUGAUAGUAAUGCAAAACCGGCAGCACCUGGAGCAUCGACAGCAACUGCUACCACUUCGCCAGUGCAAACGCCAUCUGCUGUUCCAAAUUCAGCACCCAGUUCGAAACCAGCACCAUCUGCCGCACCAACCCCUCCAACCGUGGCAAGUGAUAGUAAUAGUAAUGUACAAAGUGAUGCUAAAAAAUCACCAACUUCGGUUCCUGCGCCAGUGUUACCAACAGCCAACGCACAUCGUUCCUCCAAAGAGGAGGUCGAACCUAAUGACAGUAUGGUUAACACAAGUGGUACCAGCAGUAGUAGCAGCAGUACUGAGGUUGAGAAGAAAGGCGUCAUUAAGAAGGAGAAAGGCCCUGCUCCUCCGCCACCGCAAAGUCCGUCAUCGCCAAGUAGUAGGAGCGCUUCGGCUAGCGUCGGGGUCAGUUCCACUGUUCAAACAUCUGUUCCUUCUACCCCUACGGAGAUGUCACAAACUCCGAUUAGCAGAGGCGUUGAUCGCCCUGAUAAUAUUGUGAUUUCAAAAACCCCUUCAUCACCCGUAACAAUAGAUCGACAAUUAAGUAGCGAUGAGUUGAUCAAGUCUCCCAAGAAAGAGCAUGCUCCUUCCCCACCGAGGCAACUUUCCAAAGAGAGUCCUUCUUCUUCUCCGCAUCCUUGUGACGAAACUGUCGCAGCAUCCAGCUCUGUAAGCCGAAGACUAACGUCAGAAGAAUUACACGUCGACGAGCCCGCAUCGCGAACUGAAUCACCUUAUCCCAAAGAACAACAACCAGUUAACACAACUGUUGCCAUUCCUAAACCAAUGCUUCCGUUUGAUGACGAACAGCAGCAGUAUUCUUAUCACUCCAUCCCUCCACCUCUCUUGCCGGACGAUGAUAUCCGAAUAACAUCGACACCGAACAAGCCGAGCAAUAAUAAUACGUCGAUGAUCACGAUCAAUAAUGACACCGUACUAGCGGAUCCGUCCAACAGUCUUGCCACUAACGUCAGCCAAAUCACCGUAGUCACUAGCCAUCCGCCAGUGAUAAUCGAUAAUUCAGUCCUUCCUUCCGGUUCCUCAUCGUCUGCUUCCUCCACGAAAUCAUUCGGAUCCUCCCAGCGAAGAUCGCGGGUCAUAUCAGCAAAGGGCAGCGACGAGGUGGUGAUUGUUUCCAAUGAGCUGAACAAAACCCAUGUCAACGAAUCGUCUACGGAUGACGAUUUUCAGUCGCUGGACAGUUUGGAGAAUCUUUCGCCCAAGUUCAAGAAACAGCAGCCUGGUGGGGGGCAGAUUGCACGUAAGCUGGACGAAAGUGAGGUGCUGAUCGUUAGUCCGAGUUAUAUCGGUGAAGAUCAGGAGGAGCAGCACGAACAGGAUGAUUUCAUUAACGAUGAGCUGUUUAUAGGUAAUAGUAAUAAUCAUAAUAACAGUAAAUUAUUGGACACUAGUCAUGUUUCGGUGGUCACCGUUGGUGAAGAGGAAAUCAAGGUUAAGGAUUCUUCACAUCACGCAAACCUAAUCAACAGCGGUAUCAGUCACCACCACCUACACCAACAACAGCAACCGCAUAUGUUGAAUCAUCAUCAUGAUUCCAUUAGUGACCUGUCGAACGUCAGCUGUGGUCCUAGCGAAUCCAGCGAUGACGUUAAGGUAAUGGAUGUCAUCCUAACCCAUCCGGGGGCUGGAACGACCAGUACUAGUAGUGUAAGUACGGGCAGUACGGUAACCACAGCAGGUGGUUUUGCUCAGCGGUCGCCCUCGGGAUCAUCGAUUUCAUCGCCGCUGCGAAGUGGUUCUAGCAAUAAGUUAAAUGGAGACUUCAACCGGAGUCGGGAAGAUGUCAGUAUCAUAGUGAAUAAGCGUAAGAUUGUAGAGAAGCAAAGGAUUUCGCCCGACAGUAGUGUCGGAUCGAUGGAUGGUGGCGGUUCGGUACGAUCGGCAAGUACACCAUUACAUCACCAUCAACCGCAGCCGCAGCAGAACGUAGCUGGGGGUAAACAUCUUGAUCGAAGUGAUGCUGAGAGCAUAGCCACCACAACUAGUCACGACAGCCGAGAACAGUCUGUAGAUGAAGAGGUACAGCUUCGUCGAAAACCGCCAGUGGUUGACAUUGAGGAGGACAAAGUCCCGCCCAUUGUUAGCAAUACUAGAACAAAACCUAGCCAACGAAACUUCAGCAAGGAGGAGAUUCAUCUUCAGAACCUUAAGAAAAAAACGCGCAAAAGAACGCGAAAAUUUGAGAUUGACGGCGUUCAAGUUACGACCACCACCAGUAAAGUUAUCUACAGUGAUGAAGAUAGCAACAAACUGUACGACGAUCACCUGUUCCGAAAGCAAGAACUGCGAGAACUUAAAAUGCUUCAGAAACAAGAGAAAAAGCAAUUUUACGAACUUCAGCAGAAGGAAGCGAUUGCCAAAGAGCAGCAGGAGAAGAAGUUCGAGCAGGAACGGUUACAGCUGGAGCGUACGUUUGAGGCUGAUAUGGAUGUGCUGGCACGCCAGCACCGGCAAACGGUGGAAAAGUACGAACAACAACAAGAGACUGAACUUAGGAAUACAUCGAAAAAGAUUCGUGCAGAACAGGAGCGUGAUUUAAAACUGUUCCGAGACAGCCUUAAGCAAGAAAUUCGACUGCUCAAGCAAGAAGUGGAUCUGCUACCAAAGGAGAAGCGAAAAGAUGAGUUCCGCAAACGGAAAACCGCAAUGGAACUCGAACAUGAGGAACGUGAAAAGAGUUUCCUGGCCACUUUGUCAGAGAACCACGAGCUAGCCUUGCGGAGGAUCAGUGAAAUAUAUCGGGAAAAAUUGUCCGCAGCCGAUAAGGGUUAUCUGCAGCAGAAACAGACGGCUAUGCGAACUCGUGAAGCUAUGCUCUGGGAGCUAGAAGAAAAACACAUCCACGAUAAACAUCAGUUGGCGAAACGGCACGUGAAAGAUAUUUGCUUUAUGCAGCGGCAUCAGAUGAUCAUUCGUCACGAGAAAGAGUUGGAUCAAAUCAAAAGAAUGAUUUCCCGAAAAGAGGAAGAGUUGUUGAAACGACAGACCAUUGAAAAACGUGCCCUGCCAAAGCGGAUUCGAGCCGAGCGGAAGGCUCGUGACAUGAUGUUCCGUGAGUCGUUACGAAUUUCGAUGACCACUGAUCCUGAGCUGGAGCGGGAAAAAUUGAAGAAGUUCCAAGAGCAGGAGAAAAAACGCUAUAAUCAAGAGCAAAUACGUUUCGAAACCAAGCACAGCAAACAGUUGGAAGAAUUGCGAGCUACCUCAGAUGGUUCCAUAAGGGAGCUUGAACAGUUGCAGAAUGAAAAACGCAAGCAACUACUGGAGCAUGAGACGGCAAAAUUGCGCGAAUGUGACGAAGCACUGCAGAAGGAGUUACGAGAAUGGAAAUCACAGCUAUUGCCGAGGAAACAGACCGUGCAGAAAGAACUCGACUGGAUGGUGACCGAUUACGAGCAAAAAUGGGGUCCGGUAGAUCGACGUGAUUUCGACGGUGAAUUUGUAGUUCCACCAGAAAUUCGAAACCGAACCAAUUCUCUGAACACCCGGUCCCUGCGCCUGCACGGGGGGCUGCUCAAUAUUUCCCGUUCCCGUACCUUCCUCACAUUACCGGUUGCUAACGGACGUAACAGUAUACACAGUUCGGUGCCAGAUUUGAGUCGCUCCGUACCCAAUACACCCAAUUCUGCACAUAAACUUUCCAUUGCUUCUUCCUACGAUUCAGUGCUAGAAGAGAACGAAAAUGAGAAUCGUCCUGUUCCAGGAGAGAAUCAAUCCGCUAUUAAAUAUCUUUUCACCGAUGACGGAAUUCAUACGCGUAGAAAAUCUGAAGAUUUGUUGUCAGGUAGAAGGACAAAAAAUACACACAAAAAUGAUCCAUAUAGAUAUCAGCACGAUAAUGGUAGCAGGACCCGCCAUGUUCCGAGUAUGAUACCGCUACAAAGUCAUUACCGUCAAUGUUCCGAGCCAAAUAAUCGCAUCGUUCCAAUCCGUGUCAAUCAGGUAAAAAAACCAGGAAAUAUUUUUGAAGGGAUGACAAAUCGUUCAUCUGUUGGCCUUUCCCAGCAUUUAGGUGGAACUAUGCCGCGAGUCGGUUUUGGAUGGGUAAACAGUCGCCUUGGUACUACUAACUUUCCAUCAGAAGCCAGUGUAAAUAAACUCACAACGUUCAGUUCCGCUAGUGGUGGACUACCUUUACAAUCAGUAGUUCAGCAUCAAAACGGCGACAGAGCAGUGUAUCGUGAUGGAAAACCUUCAUCGGCACUCAAACUUUCUCCAUCAACGCCACUUCUAUUUUCUCCGAGUACAGACUCGGGCAGAAAAGAUUCUAUUGCAUAGAUUUGUAAGCUUUCCAUCGGAAACAACGUCCCUUUAGUGUUAGGUAGUCAAGCAAAGAAUAACUUUAAUUAGGAAUUAUUUAGGAAAAUUCCCAUUCAAGUUGAACUCAAUCUAGGCUCUGAAACUGUGUAUACGUGUUCUUCAACUUUCAAUGAUCGUCCCACUAGUGAAAUACUUUUCGAAUAAUCAAAAGCUGCAACAUGUUACAACAAUAGAACUACUGCACAUCUCUGCACUGUUUCCUAUACACUAUGUUAAACUUAUAUACGCUAUUCUAACACAACAAGAGAAUACACAGUGGUAACAAAUGUAUAUUAGCUAUGCGAACAAAUCGAAUCAUCGCAUAUGAUACUAAAACACUAAUCCAGAUAACCUAACCGUGUGAUCCAAACUACUAAUAGCUGAAUAAAGGAAAUACAGAUUUUCCUUGUCAAAAUGAGAAACAUCAAAAUGGGUUGUUUGUUGACAUAAUCGCUAUUGUAUCAUCAAUCAAGCUUUUUGCACGAAUAAAUACGAAACGGAAUUGAAUAAAAGAUGUGCAGAAGCUGAAACUGGGUGAUAGCAAAAUACACUCGGUGGUCCGUUCGAUGGAGCAGAAACAAGCGUUUGGAGGAAACAUUCGCCCAGCAGCAAGAGGAAAUGGAGCAGUUGUACGGCAACAGUCUGGUACCGAUGCCGCCACAUUCGCCACAGGCCCACGAUUUGCUGCAAAUUGGUUCGACCCGUAGCAGUAUUUCCUCU
Molecule: messenger RNA, 7776 nt
Organism: Topomyia yanbarensis
Lineage: Eukaryota; Metazoa; Arthropoda; Insecta; Diptera; Culicidae
Product: serine/threonine-protein kinase 10-like
Exons: 17
Coding region: 1555-7035 (1826 amino acids)
Biological process (GO): protein phosphorylation
Molecular function (GO): ATP binding; protein serine/threonine kinase activity
Source: RefSeq, a predicted model, not a curated record